This is a messenger RNA of Cordyceps militaris CM01, 2307 nucleotides long. RefSeq names its product shugoshin. NCBI's taxonomy places the organism in Eukaryota, Fungi, Ascomycota, Sordariomycetes, Hypocreales, Cordycipitaceae. Gene Ontology annotation, biological process: meiotic chromosome segregation. The coding region runs from base 1 to 2307 and encodes 768 amino acids. Gene Ontology annotation, cellular component: chromosome, centromeric region; nucleus. The transcript has 3 exons. The record is from RefSeq and is a predicted model, not a curated record.
AUGGCCAGAUUAAACGAGCCAGUGCUGUCAACAGCAGAAAGCAUCGAAAUCCUUCGAAAGAAAAUGCUUCGUCAAAAUAGAGAACUCGCCAAAACCAACAACAUCCGAGCUCUUAACAUUCGAGACCUCGAAAACGAGGUGGAUCGUGCCCUCUCAGAGAAUCUCAAACUUCGUGCCCGCAUCGCUGAGCUCGAGAAACAAGCUCAGGCCCACGAAUCUCGUCAAUCAAAUUCCAUGAACAUCAGAAAGGCACUUGAAAGUCAGCUGGCAGAGUGGUGCACGCUGCUCGGUGGUCUGGGAGGCAUGGACCCCCCUGCGAAGAAGCACUCGCCUGCCGUUGAAAGUGUCACCGAUAGCAGAAGGAGCUACCUAAAUACCCGCAGGAGCCCUUCACAACGGCGUCUGCACAACAUUGCAAACGAUGUCGAAAAACUUGGCCACAUUCCCGAGCACCAACACUCACGCAAGCCCCUAAGUUCUGAAGAAAUCGAAGCACUCAUAUGCAGAUCAGACGACGAGGAGGACUACGAAGAGGCUACAGAGCAGGCUCCCCCCACCCGUGUCGUAUGCCAGGAGCCAGCCAAGUCUGACACGCCACCACGCGAGGCUAGAGCACGUAACUUCUCAAGUAGCCUCGAUUCUUCGCCCCUCAUCGUUCCAUCGCCAAAUUUCGAUAAUCUCCGUAUCGGCUCAGUACUACCCACGAGCAGCACGACUCCGAUGAUAAGAGAAAGCCGGGCUCGUGUUGAUGCCACCCCCGACACCCCAAUCGCGCUUCCCAUUAAGGCUGGGGCGAAGCGCAAGUUCAACAGAGACGAAUAUCAACCCAUGGCACUGGAGAAGAUCACAGACGAGAACAUGCCCCCAGGAGCUCAAGCCAAGGGUCUCGCCUUAUUUGAAGAGACAGGUGGAAAGACUGUCAAGGAGCUCGCCGCUAUCAGGCGCGAACAUACGCGCUCGCAAGCCGACGUCACAGGAUAUACCCCGAGAAUGCCACUAGCAACGAAGAGCACAAACGAUGACGUUCAAUCGCCCAAGAAGCGUAGAACAACACCGACAGUCGACAUUGCCCCUCCAAAGCCGACAAGACAGCCCGCAAUAGAGUCGUUUAACCACUUUGCUAAGACCAAGGCCGAGAGAAAUCGCGCCCAGGAAGCCGAGCGGAUCAGGGCCUCGACAGAAGCCGACAUAUUGGCCGCAGGUAUGGAGACUAACGGUAAGGAGACUUCUUCGUGCUCCGAAGCCGUAGUGCCAUCUUGCUCACCUGAACCAGGCGUUAGGGAAAACGCCAAGGACACUCCACCUCCCACCGACACUAUUUGUCUGGAGGAGACGACCAGACCAAGCCGCAGAAGCAGAGCGGCCAUUAGCUACACCGAGCCUAACUUGAAGGAUAAGAUGAGGCGGCCAAGAAACGAAACGUUUGACGCGGUCUCUGGCGAGGGCAAAAGUAGACGCUUCAGUCACUCUGAACCAGCUACGAUCGACAUCAAGAGAGAGUCCGGCGGCUCAGAUUCUUGGAGAGGGGUUGUCCCUGCCUCUCAACUGCGUGUCUCUGAAGUAUCCGCGGAGAGCGCACCGGUUAGCCCUCGCUUGCGCCACUCGUCGUUACCGCAUGAGCUACCAUCAGCGUAUGCUGGCCGUCAAGAACGGAUGCUGCAAGCUUCAGGCAUGGAUUGUGAGGCGGCCGCACCCUUACGCCACUCGUCUUUGCCAGAGGAGCUGCCAUCAGUGUAUGCUGACCGUCAAGAGCGGAUGAUGCAAGCAGCUGGCAUGAAUUGCAGGGCGACCAGACCCUUACGCCACUCGCCUGUUCUAAAUGAGCCGGCAUCAGUGUGGGCUGACCGUCAACAGCGGUUGCUACAAGCUGCUGGCAUGGAGAGUGCACAAGUUAGCCCUAGGCUACGCGACUCGUCUUUGCCGCAUGAGCUGCCCUCUACGGUUCAGGCUGACCGUCAACUGCGGAGCUCGCACCUGGAAGCUGCCCCUGCCCGCGAGGAGAGCGCGCCGGUUAGCCCUCGGUUACGCCACUCGUCUUUGCCGCGUGAGCUGCCAGCUACAGUACAGGCUGACCGUCAACUGCGGAGCUCGCGACUGCAAGCUGCCCCUGUCCGCGAGGAGAGUGACGUUUAUGAGUUUACUAGCUCGUCACCGUAUACGGACGGAAGUUCCGGACAUUCGGUGACCACGAGGAGCGGACGCAGGAUAACUGCGACGCGGAGAUUCUCCACAACCGACGAUGAGGACAACAGCAUUGAUACGAGAUAUGAACGCCUUAUGACGCGACGACGGAGCAUGAUGGUAUAG